Venturia canescens is the source of this 4931-nucleotide messenger RNA. RefSeq lists its product as uncharacterized. Gene Ontology annotation, molecular function: DNA binding; nucleotide binding; DNA-directed DNA polymerase activity. The record is from RefSeq and is a predicted model, not a curated record. The transcript has 6 exons. Gene Ontology annotation, biological process: DNA replication. The coding region runs from base 1 to 2886 and encodes 961 amino acids. Lineage: Eukaryota; Metazoa; Arthropoda; Insecta; Hymenoptera; Ichneumonidae.
AUGUCGGAUGAAUCAGUGCGUUCUUGUAUUUUGGGUCUUUUACGUCUAACAAAACCGCAUAGCGCUCAGCUGAGACGUCGGUGUAAUGAUCUAUGGUGUUACGAGCUGCUGCGUUUAUCGGGUGAUCGACUCGUGAACAGACUUAAAUACGUGAUCUGGUGGGCCCCUUUACGAGCUCUAGUGGUGGCCUAUAACAGAGGCAUAUUAAGUGGUCAACGAGUGCUGGGUGUUGUGUAUGAGGAGUUACAGCGCCGCGGUGUUUUAGAAGCUCCCCGCGUAAGAGGCCUUGUCGAUGAAAUCAGAUGCUAUCGGCAGUUUUACGAUGCGGGGAGUGACGAAGAAGAGGCUCUCGCUGAGGCGACGAGAGCUGCGGAGGAAACGGAUCUAGAGCGUCAAGCCGUCCUCUACCAACCGCUGCAUGAGGAGGGGGUAGGGGAAGAGCCUAGAGCGAGCACCUCGGCAGCCCCGGCCGAGCCGAUACCGCAGGGUUUCACCAUAGGCCAUCGGCAGUUUUACGACGCGGUGAGCGACGAAGAAGAAGAAGAGGCUCUCGCUGAGGCGACGAGAGCUGUGGAGGAAGCAGAGCAUCAAACCGCCCUCUACCAACCGCAGUAUGAGGAGAGGGCUGAGGAAGAGCCUAGGGCGAGCACCUCGGCAGCAUCGGCCGAACCGAUACCGCUGCAACCCGAGUCUGAUGACGACGAGGCGUCGACUAUUCUCAACCCCUCCUUAAUGUUUAGCGAUCGGUCUGAUAUACUGGCUGUGUACCGGCAAGCCAGAGCAAACGAUGACGACGGAGCGAUAGCGGGUCCAUCGUAUCACCACCAUCGUCAGCAGGAAGAUGACCUCGUACAGCCCGAGAAUCAGCUGGGGGUGUAUCCGAUGGAUGCUCGACAGGAGGAGGAGGAGGAGGAGGAGGGGGAGCGUCUAAACGAGGAGCGAUUAGAAGCUAGACGCUUCGGCCUAUGGUUUCAAGAGCUGAUGGAGUGUGAUUCAGAUAUACAAACGGGCGGGGGAAGAACACGCAAUACACAGGGGAACGAGGCUUUCGGGGAUGUGCAACCCCCGGGAGGGCGGAUCAUCAUCACGCACGAUACAGCCCGUUAUUUCAAACGUUUUCAACUACGUGGUCGGGAGAUAACAUUGCGUAUCCGCCAGCCUCACGCUGGCGCAAACGUGACAACAUGGCUUGAAGGAGCAUUCCGCGAUCUUCUGACGCAUCUCACGAGUCACUGUGAGGGUGGUGACUACGCGGGGAUCUCGUUCUCCGCGAGCUGCUUAGCGCACGGCCCCGUCUGGCUUUCAUUCCCUCCUGUCCGCGCCUAUACAUUUGUAGAUAUCUGGCAAUUAAUAACAAACAUAGCUCAAAGCGCAGCGUCUCUGGAUAUUAAUGAUUCUUUCCAUAUAAAAGUAUGUAUCGUUAAAGGUUUGGAGGGUAGGGGGCGAAAAGGUUUGACACACGAGGGCGUUGCUAAAAAAUCAAUUUUAACGAUUCGAAAUACCGACAAUCUGUGUCUACCGCGCUCGUUAGUAACAGCACGCGCGUACGCGGAAAGGGGUGAGAUACGCUCGGGGGCUCUGCAUUCUAGAUGGCAGCGUAUACGACAGACUAACGGGUCGCUUCAAAAAGAGGCGGCGCUUGAGCUUACGAGAAGCGCAAAUGUUGUUAUACAGCCCGCUGGCUGUGGUAUGCGCGAAAUUGCUAUAUACCAGAAUUAUUUGGCUCGCGAGGGGUUAGCUAUCGUGGUUUUCGAGUUUUUGACUUUGGGGCGACGCGAAAGACCGGUGUUUGACGGUACACAGACGGUUAUGGAUACAGUAGGCUCAGUCAGGCACAGGUUAUACAUUCUGUAUUAUGAGCGGUCGCAUCAUUUCCAGCCUAUCUUGAAUCUGCGUGGUGCUGUAGGCAGCUUAAACUUCUGCGCAAUCUGUAACGCCCGUUCUCGUCGGGAUCAUAGAUGUUUAAAAAAGAAAUGCCCUCGCUGCCUUCAAGCACCGCCCUGCGCUCUGGGAGCAGCUGCCGCGAUCAGAUGCGAGACAUGUAACCGCGAUUUUUUUGGGGAACAAUGUUUAGAAAAUUACAGGGCUAUUACCAUCCGUCGUAAACACAGGGUAAACACUGUUUGCGAGUCUCUUCAGCGGUGCCGUAACUGCUUUCGCGCGAUAAGACCUUUAGAGAAAAAGACGCAUGUGUGCGGGGAGGGUUUCUGUAAAACGUGUAAAUCGCGGCACCCCUAUAAUAGCCUGUGCUAUAUGAGGCCUAUUCGCGUCGAUGAGAGGCCAAAAGAGAACAUAUUCAUAUUCUAUGAUUUUGAAACGCAGCAGUGUACCCCUGUAAAAGGUGAUCCUACAACGCGCGUUCACGAACCGAAUCUUUGCGUAGCUCAACGUGUCUGCACCAAGUGCUGCGAUAAUGCUUCUAUAGACGAGCCGUGCGAGCAUUGCGGGGAUCACGAGUUUAUAUUUAGGACGAACCCUGUGUGUCAACUUGUGGAGUUAGCCAUACAGAGUAUGCCGAACUUCUCUCACAUAUUUUUAAUAGCCCAUAACGCCGGUGGUUUCGACGCCCAGUUUAUCCUGCGCUACCUCAUCGAGGAGAAAAAAACGCAGCUCCCGUCUUUAAUAAUGAACGGCACUAAAAUCAUCACAAUGCGCGUUGGCAAACUCGUGUUUCUCGACAGCUUGAACUACUUUCACAUGCCUCUGAGUGCACUGCCUAAAUCUUUCGGUCUAAAAACUGCUCUCGCCAAAGGAUCUUUUCCGCAUCUGUUCAAUAGGCCCGAGAAUCAAAAUUAUAUUGGGCCGAUGCCGCCCGCAGCCGAUUACUCUCCCGACACUAUGCGCCCGGAGGAACGCAAGCGUUUUUUGCAUGGUAUAACGAGUUAAAGAAUGCCUCUUAUGUAUUUAACUUUUCAAACGAGCUCAUAACCUAUUGUAAAAACGACGUUACGAUACUGAGACAGGCCUGUGUGGUUUUCCGGAAAAUGUUCAAGGACAGCGGACGCGUUUGCCCGUUUAGCGAAAACACAACAAUCGCGUCCGCCUGCUUUCAAAUCUUUCGAAAAAAUUUUUUAAAACCUAACACGAUCGGUAUUAUACCUACGGGUGGUUACAGAUGGGCUCACAAUCAGUCAAAAAAAGCGAUCUCUUGGCUCGUGUGGAUGGAGCAUUCUUUAAAUCGUCGUAUCAUUCACGCAGGACGCUCGCGCGAGUUUAAACAGAGACCGUGUACAAAGCGACGGUGAUACACUGAACGAGCGUCUCGAGAGAACAAACGCUAUAUCGCAGAGAAUCCGCUCAAGCGGCUACACGUUAACCGAGAUUUGGGAGUGCGCGUAUGACCGGAUGAUAAAAACAGAUUUAGAGAUGAGCGCUUUUGUGAGUGAUCACCCUCUGGUUCGAGCGGAGCCUCUCAAUCCGCGCGAUGCUUUUUUCGGUGGUCGCACGGAAAACAUGGUCACUCUGUACGACGUGAAAGAGCAGAUACGAUAUGUUGACGUUUGCUCUUUGUACCCAUACAUCUGCAAGUACGGCAAAUAUCCGGUGGGCCAUCCAACGGUAUACGUCGGCGACGAGUGCAGGGCGCUGACAGGUCCCGAAAAUAAUAUCAGUCUUUCCCGCGUCGAGGGCCUUGUUAAAUGUACAGUGCUUCCACCGCAAAAUCUUUAUCAUCCGGUGCUGCCGGUGCGAAUGCAUCAGCGCCUGUUAUUCGGGUUAUGUCGUAGCUGCUGCGAAACAAUGAACCAGGACGCGUGUCCUCAUGAAGACCCCGCGGAGCGUGUGUUUAGCGGUACUUGGGUAGUGGAUGAAUUGCGAAAAGCUAUUGCGUGCGGGUAUAAAAUAUUAACCGUGAGCGAGAUUUGGCAGUAUAAGAUAACGCAGUACAACCGCGAUACACAGAAGGGGGGCCUUUUCACCGGGUACAUAAACACUUUUCUUAAAAUCAAACAAGAGGCUAGCGGUUGGCCCGAGGGUUAUGCAGAUGACGAGGCUGCCCAAGAGCGUUAUAUAACUGCUUUUAAGACAGCCGAAGGGGUUCAGCUGGAGCGGGGUGCGGUAGCGAAAAACCCGGGGCUGCGCUCGGUAGCCAAACUUUGUCUUAACUCCUUUUGGGGUAAAUUUGGACAACGCGAAAAUUUACCACAAACAGAAAUAGUGUCGACACGCGAAAAACUUAUGGAGCUGCUAAAUAGCCCCGAGCACGAGAUCACUGGUAUGCUACCUGUUAACAACCAGGUGCUGUAUGUUAAUUAUACGAAAACCAAUGAUGCUGUAAUACCGUCUAAUAUAGCAAAUACUGUCAUAGCUGCAUACACCACAGCCCAAGCCCGUUUAAAACUUUACACCUAUCUCGAACCGCUGGGUAAGCGUGCUCUGUACUGCGACACCGAUUCCGUUAUUUAUGUCACGAGAAAAGAGCCUGGAGAGUAUGAACCGCCAACGGGUCAAUUGCUAGGGGAUUUAACCGACGAGCUAAGCUCUUACGGCGAGGGUAGUUACAUUAAGUCUUUCAUCUCAGGCGGCCCUAAAUUUUAUUCUUUCAUAGUUAAUACGCCGAGCGGCGCGGAAAGCGAGGUUUGCAAGGUUAAAGGCAUAACGCUGAAUUACGCAAACAGCUCGCUGAUAAAUUACGAAUCAAUACGGUCAUUUAUAAUAGGUGAGAGAGAAAAUCCUGUUGUACUACAGUUUGAUUCAAUACGUCGUACACCGUUCCACCAGGUUGUCACAUGACCCGAAAAGAAAUCGUGCAUGCCUCUGAGCGUCAAGCGAAGACGUGAUGGCGAAUACGGCUCGCUCCCUUACGGCUACAAAUAACCGCUUAUAAAAACUCUCGCUUUAAACAUUGUUAAGCAGUGUUGUAAAAUAUCUAUGUUAUUACUGUAAAAUAUUUAUACUGUUACCGGAAAAUAAAAGCUCUAUACAUGUUUCAA